UGUGCUCCUUGUUGACCUUAAUGAGCUGCACUGCAUUCUGAAAAAUGCAAGGAGCUAGCUAGCUAGCUAGCCAGGCAUGAGAUAAAUGUGAAUUAUCUGAAGAUGGAUCGAGUUGAAUUGGUUGGUGGAAAAAGGAGAAGUGGUCCACUGAGAACGAUCCCGAGUCUGCUUUGAUGAAACUGCAAGCAAAAGUAGGUAAGAAGGGGAGUGCUGCUCUGCAGUAGAAGUAGAACUCAACAGAGUGAAAGAAAAAGAAGAAAGCAAAUGAAAAGAUUGAAUUAUUCGGGUCAUUGUGUUAGAGUUCUUUGUUUGAAUUUUAUGAAUCAGAAAUGAAAAACUCAUGUCGACGCUGAGACGGUUCAUGAUUUCCUCCAGAUUGCACAGAACAGAGCAAGGUCAUCAAUCAAACAAAGUGGGCGGUCAGGGGUUUUCAUUGAUUGAUUCUCCCCAUUGUCAUGUUGGAGAUAGGUAACAAACGCACUCUAACUAAAGCUUUCGUAUCGCCUCCAAACUGUCUAUUAUAUGCCACCAAUGGAGCCACCCUCGUGCCCAAAAGCUUUAACCACCACCCGAUGUCCUCGCCCUCAUGAGCUGUAUAAGAGAAGAAAAUAGAGAGUUAAGAGAGAUGCUGGGGACAAAAGACCUGAUUUUGGAGAGGUUAUUGCGGCAAAGAUUGCUUUUUGGGAGAGGUUAUUCGCCAUUAUUGCAGCAAAAAUGACGAGGAAGAAAAGGAGAGUAGGCAGCUGCUUUCCAGGUGUUGUUGUCACCAGUGGAAUCUUCUGCAACUCGAGCCAUUUCUAGGGUUCCAGAUUGGGAGUUUGCUCGGCGCCCGCGCCAUACGAGUGCAGUCAAGGUUAAGAGUUGAUCAUGAGAAAAUUUUGAUAAUGUGUCGAAGGGAGCAUCAGUAGAAGAUGGUAGGAGUAUUGCAGUUCUUCGAUUUCGGUCAAACCAGCUCCUCCCGCAAGUUGCUGGCACUCAAUCGACACAAUAGUGGUCUUGAACCUCCUAGAAAUAGCUUAGAGGUUCCUCCUAUGAAUACUUAUCAUAAUUUUCAACUGGUUCAUGAAGACAUUCAAUGCUCAGGUUACUAUAAAGAGGACAUUUGCCAACAAUCUCACACCAAAAAAUUGAUUGCUGUUGAAAGGCUCCACAGAACAAAGGAUCAGCAUAAUAGACCCAGUGUUGUGGCUCGAUUAAUGGGAAUGGAGUCACUGCCUUCAGACACCAAGCCUACUAUACAUCCGAAAGAGUUAAAUGAUCAUAAAAGGCUGAGAAAGAAAGCCAACUUUGUUUCUUCAAGUCGACAACCAUCAUUUAUGACCAAGCCAAUUGAACAUCCAAAAAAUUUGUUUCCUUGUGACAUCAAGCGAGAUUUCAAUCCACAUUCAGGGAUCUAUGAGAUUGAUAAGCCACUGCCACGAGAACAUCCUCAGGAGGAGUUGUUGCAGAAAUUCAAAAAGGAAUUUGAGGCAUGGCAAGCAUCUAAGGUACAGGAACUCAAACAUGAUCCUCUACAUAGGAGAUAUAUGAAUACUCUUUCACAAGGCAGUCUCAACAAUGAGAAAGUGUCUCAGUAUCAUGUUCCAUCAGCUAGAUCAGUCAUAGAUCAUGAUGAGCAAGCGAAUUUUUUGGAGUAUGAGGAGUCUGUGAGUAAUAUCGAUGAUAAUGGGGCGACAAAACACGAUGCUAGCACCACUGUGUUUGAUUAUGGGCAAAGUAUGUGUGUUUCACCAGGAAGGAUAGUGAUUCUCAAACCUAAUCUUGAAGUGAAUGAUGGCAUUGAGGAGUCCUGCUUAUGUUCACCAUUGAUGUUAAAGAAACAAACGAAUAUGCACGAUUUUCUUGAACAGGUAAAGGAAAGACUCAUUGUAGAAAUGCAAGGAAAGCCAAGAGCUGAGAUCACAACUAGGUGGACUGAACACGAGAUUUUUGUCAGCGAAGCAUUGGCUGAUUCUGAGCAGAUUUCAUCAAAAACAUUCAAACGAAACGGAGGACCGGUUUCUACAGGUGAUAAGAUUGCCACGGUGCAAACAAAAUCAACAAGUUCAUACAGAAAUGAAAUCCAAUUCAGAGGAAAGAGUUCACCAGGGUUUAUUAGCAUGAAUGCUACAAAACCAUCAGAGAAAAUGGAGGAUGUUUUGAAGGAUGAAACAGACAGAGAUAGCAUUUUGAUUUUUCGACAAAAGCCUAUUACAUAUCUUUCAAACAAAGAAGUAGAAAAAGAAACAUUCAGUACAAUGCACCAUUUUCUGAACCAGGAAAAUGCCAAUUUAAGUUACUUGGAGAAAAGGAAAGCCCUUAAUGUGUCAAAAUCUUUUAGGCGUGACCAGACACAUGCAUUCGAUGAUGAGAGUGAGUCACCAAAGAACCUCAUAAGGUCAUAUUCAGCUCCUGUUUCAGGAACUGAAUUCAGGAAACUUCUUUUAGAGGACAAGAAUGUAUUGACAGCGGCACACAUCCAUCGGACGCAUGAAACAUCUGAUAACAACAUAAUUGAACAAAGGAAGGCAAAGAAAGAUGGUUUUAACAUUAGGAACAGAGUUUCAAGUUUGAGGCAGAACCUCAUGCUGAAAAGUAAGAUUUUUGGGAAAAGGAGACAACUAAUGGAUCAAUCACUGGAAGACGAAAUAUUUUUCAUGACAGCCAUCGAAACCACACCAUCUGUUCUUAUGAACAUAGCCUUUGAACAGGAUAACUCCACUGAGGUGCCUCCAAGCCCAGCAUCAGUGUGCAGCAGCUCCUAUGAUGAGAUCUGUAGGCCUUACUAUCCGAGUCCAGUAUCUCCAUUGGAGGCGCUUUUCGAUGAAGAUUUUCCAUCCCUACCUCCCUAUGAAGAACUAGAUUCCGAUCGUCAGGAUACUAGUUAUCUUUUUCCAGAGUCAAAUUUUUCAGAAGAAGUUGAGUAUGAUGGAUCAACAGAAGCAAAAGGUGAGACAAAACAAACAAAAAAUGAAUUUCAGGAGUUUGAGUGCACUGCCAAAGCUUAUGUAAGAAAUAUCCUCUUCACCUCUGGCCUGUUUGAGAAAAACCACUCUGAUCAAGCACUUUGGGAAUGGGGCACUCCAAGAAAACCCAUUUCCAUGCUAGUUUUUGAGGAAGUUGAAGAAACAUAUCAAAUCAGCUGCAACAUGGACAGUAGCACAUCCCUCCUAAAUGGUGGCAACACUGAGGUAAGUCACAGAAUCCUAUUCGAUCUACUGAAUGAGGCAUUGAUGAGGGCAGUCCAGAAUUCAAAGCCUGAUUCGGCAUUCAAGAAGUGGGAUAUCGGCAAAACGAGGUUACCACAUGGGAAUGAACUGUUGGAGACUUUGUGGCAACAGAUUCAAUUGAACAUAUGUCCACCUGAAGAUGAGCUAUGCUCUAUACUGAGCAUGGUGGCUAGGGAUCUGAGCACUAGCUGGUCCAGUAUGUUACAUGAAGACCUUGAUAUAAUCUGCGCGGACAUGGAGUCCCUGAUUAUAGAGAAUUUGACUGAUGAGCUUGUCGACAACUUGGGUUUUAGCUGUGUUCAGUGUUAUUAGUAUGAUUUAUUUGAAUUUUCCAACCAUUCUUGGGUACUUGUGCUUGGGGACUCACAUUACUCAACCAAGUUACAGUGUUGUCUAUUUUUAUUGGUUUUUUUUCUUUUAGUUCUUGUUUUGAAACAAAGUGUGGAUAAUGUAUUCUUGCUAUAUAGUGGAAUAAGAAUAAUAAGUAUAACAUUGUGAUGAAAA
This is a messenger RNA of Zingiber officinale, 3713 nucleotides long. RefSeq lists its product as uncharacterized. The transcript is spliced from 6 exons. Bases 912 to 3521 code for a protein of 869 amino acids. NCBI's taxonomy places the organism in Eukaryota, Viridiplantae, Streptophyta, Magnoliopsida, Zingiberales, Zingiberaceae. The record is from RefSeq and is a predicted model, not a curated record.